This is a messenger RNA of Adineta ricciae, 327 nucleotides long. The record is from the annotation of a GenBank genome assembly. Lineage: Eukaryota; Metazoa; Rotifera; Eurotatoria; Adinetida; Adinetidae.
AUGACGACAAAUUCUACAUGUGAUUUUCAACAACUCAUGUAUCUCCUCGAUACAAACGAUCUCGAGGAAGUCCGUUCAUUACUGAAACAUGAGAAUGGCGUCAAACGAAUGAAUCUUUUCGAUAAAUUCGACAACGAUAAUAACACUUUACUUCAUCGGUAUAUUCUUCGCAAUCAAGCUGAUGCUGUUCAUCUAUUACUGGAAUGUGGUGCAUCGGUUUAUGCAGUCAAUAAAUAUGGAUGGUUACCAAUUCACGUAGCUGUUUAUUGUGGAGCGAAUCAACUUAUAAUAAAGUAUCUUUUAGAGUUUUCAAAAAGAUCGAUGUGA